Molecule: messenger RNA, 3232 nt
Organism: Brassica rapa (field mustard)
Lineage: Eukaryota; Viridiplantae; Streptophyta; Magnoliopsida; Brassicales; Brassicaceae
Product: zinc finger protein ZAT5
Source: RefSeq, a predicted model, not a curated record
GCGGGUGGAAAUCUAGUUAAAAGUUUAAAACUGUAGUUUAAAGUUGUUGGGACAAAAUAUCAGUUGACAAUAUUAACCGGCCAAACAUAACACCCUACUCCAUUCUCACAUAAAUUCAUAGUUGACAAUAUUAACUGAACUCACCGCAUUUGAAAAAUGUAUAUAACACACAUUGUUGAUGUUAGCAUGCUGGUUAAUUUUCCACUUGAUUGAUUCAUAUGUUGGUCAUUUUUCUUCUCAUGAAAUUACACGUUUUGGAAUUUGUUUCAAACUAAGAGAAUUGGUCAUUGUCUAGUUAUGCUUCCCCAGUUAUUGUCUCAACUCUCAAGUCUGGUUUGAUAAGUCGUCGUACUCUUACGACUUAUUGGGUGGACUUUAGUUUUUUCUUUCGUAAGUCAUUAGAAAUUAAAUAGAAGAGUAUUUAUACGCUAAACCAACAUGUGCAAAGAGAUGCGUACGUAGACGUAUAAGAAAUAUGCCAAAAAUAUAAAUAAACAAAACAAAAUAAAAAGGAACAAUAUGGGAGUGGAGUAAUGGUAGAGAGAUAGGAAGGCAGAGCCGUAGGUUCCGUGAGAGCCAGGCUUGCACUCUUAUUAAUUUAUACAUUCGUUCACCAUAAGUAACCUCUAAGCCUCUACUUCCAUUUUAUUUUAGUGUUUUUGGCUUAUCAUUUAUAUUUUCUCAACGAUGGAAGAUCGCAUAAGAAUAUUCAAAACUAGUUUUGGUAAUAUAUAGCUGUUGUAUGAAACUUAUAAGGGAUAUACAAUAUAGCAUAUGAUUAGUUAAAAUUGGAUCGUUAUUUGUAUCAAUCACAAGAAUGUCAUAUAUUCAUUGUCAAUAACACAAGAAAAUAUAUAUUGAGUUAAAGGUUAGUUCCAGAUUAUUAAAAACAAUGAUAUUGAUCAGUUUCGGUAAUUAACCGAAAGAUGUUGAUCGCUUCGUAUUAGAAACAUUUGUAUUUAGAUCUCUAACCACAUGUUAUUAUCUUUUUAAGAGGCCACGUGAUUCUUUAGGCAUAACAGAACUAAUCCAAGAAUAGGUUGUUUAUACAGAGUAAAAGAAAGGGAUGUUGAAGAGACAAAUAAUACAUUACUCAAGUUAUUGUCUAAAUUUACACAUAAAAAUUGUAAUAGACAAUAACAGAAGUACUAAAAUUUAAGAGGUUGCUAAAAGACAAGUCCAACAUAUUCCACACACUUGAGAAUGUGUUGUCUCCCUUUGACUCCUCUCCAUAAAUCACUCUCUAUUUAUGUAUGCAUCUCUCCAAUCCACACACAUACAUCUCUCUCUCUCUCUCUUAACACACAUAAACAUCCUUAGUUUAUAUAUUUGUAAUCCUCACCAUCUCCAUCUUCAAAUUCAACUUUCUCUAAUUCAUCUUCUAGCUCUUCCCUCUUUAAUUACUUUUUUUGAAUCUAUCUAUAUAGCCAAUGGAAACAGCAGAGGAGGCGAUAUCGGCAGCUAAGGAGCAAGCCUUGAUCCUUAAAGGGAAGAGGACUAAGAGGCAGCGUCUGCAGUCCCCAAUCCCUUUCUCUAUCGUCCCUCCUAUGUCUUCUCAAGAACCUGAUGUGGAAGAAGAGUCCACCAGUCUUGUUUCCAAGGAGAAGAGUCUCAAUGAUGAUAUUAACACCAACAAGAAUGAUAACAACGUUUUGAUCAAUGGUGUGACAUCUCCUGCCUCUUCAUCUUCUAACAACAAUGCAACAUUAAAGACCGCCGCUGACGAGGAAGACCAAGACAUGGCUAAUUGUUUGAUCCUCCUCGCCCAAGGUCACUAUACCCCUCAACAACAACCACAACAAACAAGACAGUUUAUGAUGAGUUACCAAGAAUCUGGUAAUAACAACAACAAUGCGUAUAGAUCUAGCAGCAGAAGGUUCCUCGAGACGUCUUCACCUAAUGGAACCACGAGUGGAGGCAGAGCCGGUUACUAUGUUUACCAAUGCAAAACGUGUGACCGGACUUUCCCUUCUUUCCAAGCUCUUGGUGGCCAUAGAGCCAGCCACAAGAAGCCUAAAGCCGCAGCGGGUCUUCACUCCGACCAUGACCUCAAGAAGUCUAUAUACAACGACGCCGUUUCUCUUCAUCUCAACAACGUCCCCACCGCAACUCCUAACAACAAUAGUAGCCACAGGUCGCUUGUGGUAUACGGCAAAGCGGGUAACAAUAAAGUCCAUGAAUGUGGGAUAUGUGGAGCUGAGUUCACGUCCGGACAAGCCUUAGGUGGUCACAUGAGACGUCAUAGAGGCGCAGUGGUGGCCUCAGCAGCAUCCGCUUCCACCGCAACGGUUAGGGUUGCGGCCACUGCGGGUACAGCAAACACGGCCUUGUCAUUGUCACCUAUGUCGUUUGACCACAUGUCGGUUCAUCCGGUUCAGGGUCCGGUUAAGAGAGCGAGGAGUGCGGUUGUGUCGUUAGAUUUGGAUCUGAAUCUACCUGCCCCGGAAGAUGUGAAUCGGGUCAACGGGUUAAGCUUUGCUUCAAAGCAAGAACAGGAACAUGAACAUGAACAAACGCAACAGAGAGAAGAACAAAAGUCUAUUGUUUUGUCUUCGGCUCCUACAUUGGUGGAUUGCCAUUACUAAAUCAAAUAUUCAAUACCCAAAUUCGUUUAUUAAUUUUUUGAAAUUUUACGCAAAAAUUUAUGAACCAUUUUUUUUAAAAAAUUACUGAUUCCUUGCUUGUACAAGAAUUGCAAGAUUCCUUUUUUUUUACUUCAUUUCAAAAGAAAACCCUAUCAUUAUACAAAUGUGCAUAUGCAUAGAUGCUAUGUAAUAACAUCUACGCUAAUGUAAGAUUUUUUGGUUGAACAAUAAAACUAAAAAUAAUAUACUCCACGUUUUGUUACAAUACACGGUGUAUACAAAAAAUAUUUUUAAAAAGUAUAAUGUUAACUCUCUCAAAAAAAAAAUGUUACUAACUUUAUCAACGUCCCAAAACUCAUGCAAAUCAUUAGAAAAUGCAAGUUAUUUACUACAAUCGCAAUUCACAAGUCGCAACUAGGGAUGUCAAUUGGACGGACUGGGUGGAUUUGGGCGUGUCCAGAUGAGCUUAUUUUUUUCUGGACGUUUUUGGUCGAGCCCAAAUAGGAUCAUGUCUAAAUAGGACCAUAUCCAAAUAGGACCAUGACCAGGUGGACUGUCCAUGGAAUCCAAAUGUCCAUUUAAUGUAAAAUGUCUAAUUUUCAAACUUAAAAGAUGUACAUAUUAGAAAUUUCAUGUUUUACAAAACA